This is a messenger RNA of Nannospalax galili (Upper Galilee mountains blind mole rat), 2481 nucleotides long. Its product is annotated as TPA-induced transmembrane protein. The transcript has 7 exons. The record is from RefSeq and is a predicted model, not a curated record. Lineage: Eukaryota; Metazoa; Chordata; Mammalia; Rodentia; Spalacidae.
GGUGGAGUGUAAGCCCAGGACGCUCCCUGCCCUGGACUCUGCACCCUUAGGUGCGUGACUUCUGCCUCUCGGAGGAGCUGCACGGUCCUCUGCGGUUCCAUGGAAGGAGCCGGACCCCCGUCGCCCAGCGAAGAGUUGGAGCUUUCCUUGCUGGACCCGCAGCCGAACGAGCAGACGCCUCUCAGUGGCCUCCAAAUCCAGCCUUGCUCGGUCGAGGACCCCAGGCCAGCUCAGGCUGUCAAAGAAAGUCCCUGGAGUUCCUGUAACAAGACAGUGGUUGGAAAGUGUAAACUGUGGAUGGUCAUUGCCUCCAUUUUCUUAGGUCUUAUUAUAGUGAUCAUCAUAGGCUUAUGUCUUACAGGAGUAACUUACAUUGAUGAAGAUGAAAAUGAAAUACCUGAAUAAUCAUAAAACAAAACAUUCUUCAUCAUGCUAAAGAUUCCAGAGNNNNGACUUUCAGAGACUGAGUUGCCACCUGAAUUAGAUGAAAGUCUCACAGAUAUGUACAAUGAGUCACCGUCUCUGAGUCGUUAUUUCACUUCUGCUGGCAUGGUAAAUUUCAGUGUUGAAAAUGCCACGGUAACCUAUGACCUGCAGUUUGGAGUUCCAUCUACAGAUGACGAUGACGGCUUUAUGAAGUACAUGAUGAGUGAGGAGUUGCUGCUUGGUAUUUUGCUACAGAAUUUCCACGAUCAGAGUGUGCCUGGUUGUGAGGGUCUGGGGCUUGACCCAGAAUCUCUCUUGCUUUAUGAGUGAAGUGGUGGAGGUUGGUCUCUGUUAGAAAGCAGUGCUCUGCUGAAUUUUGGAAUGAAGAGAAUUCAGAAAAGUAUCUAGCAGUGACCAGAGGCUGGAGACAGUCCCUCCCUCUGAUUUUGCACCAUUAGGAUGUCUGGCUCCACAACCAGCCAGGCCCUUAAGGAGAGCUGUCCCAGCUGGGUCCAGGAAGCUAGAUGGGCCUGGGAUGGUCAUCACAAUGUGAGAUCCUGACUGUCUUUAAAGCAUCAGCGGCAUCCACCCACAUAUGGCUGCCUUUGCUUUAGUACAUGGAUGAUACCCGCUCUUGUUUUAGAUAGGAUCUGGCUAGCCUGUGCUGACAGCGCAGGGAGGAGCAGGUAGCCAGGAGGAGAACUGAUCAAACUGCUCACUGAAAUCUCUUCUCUACAUGCCAUUACAUUUGAUCUACCUCUAAGCCUGGUUGUGGGGAAAAGGAAAGCACUUUCCAAGACGUGAGCAGUGUAGCCUCCACCUGCUUUCACUGCCUUACCUGUGUGUAUUGAGAGCUGAGCCUCAGCACAUCGAGUGUCACAUACAAGAGAUGAUUCUUAUUUUGCUUCAUUGUUCCUGAGACUGCCUGAGAAUCUUUUCUUUUGAAAACUUAGAUUUGUGAAUUUUGAACAUGCUGCCAUUAUAUUAGAUUGUUACACACGCAUUUUUUAAAAUUAAAGUUGUCUGAGAAUAGUUAAGACUCUUUCUGCUAGUGAGACCACACGUUGGCUUUACAUUGCCUCAUGUCUCCAGGUUUUCUGUGGGUCACAGAGUCUUUAGAUGUUGUUUCUGUGUCUUCCUGUAAAUGGUUGUGAAGCAGAGAGCCCCUGUCCUCUUGAAACAAACUGUUGAAUGUGGUAUGCCUGUCAUUUAGGGGGUGGGAGGAAUUCUGGUGACUGCAUCAGUCAUCCAUGGGAUGUGGAAUUGCCUGUCAUGAGGAAAUAGAAUAUUUGUUUUGUUGGGGAAAUUACCUUCCUGGAAGUUGUCUAGGACAAAGAGUUUCAGGGUCUUAUAGAGAGAGAUUCCCCAGCCUCAUCUCUCAGCUAGAUUAGCUGUGACUGCAAGUCAUGUGUGGGCAGUUGUAGAGAGUCUGCAUCAAGAGAGGCUUAUGACUCUGGGCUCUGAAUAAUGUGAAUUUACUUUCUUAUUUAACUCUCGGAGACAUAUAUUGUAAUUCACUGUCUCACUUUAAGGAUAGUUCCUUAAAUUGGUGAAACCAAUGGAUUUCUGUUCUUCCUCAUUAUGUUUUGUAUGUCAAAUGUGGACCUUAGCAUGCUUGUAUUUUUUUAAUAUAAUGAAGAAUUUUAAUACACAGAUUUAAAAACAUUUACAAUAAAUUAUUUUUGCAUCUGCCUUGUUGUUUGCACAUCUGUGGCUUAGGUCUUCCUCUCCAGGGCCACGUGUUGGGCUGGCGGUUCCUUGAAGAAAAUGGGAGAAGGGAUCAUGUCCGUGAACACAGCUUCCUCUUUUACAGGAUAAGAUGGAGCUCGGUUGGGCUGUGUUGGAUUGGCUGGGCCAUCAUCUCUGUUUCAAGGAGAGUAGGAGAGUCCAUCCAUUCCCUCUUCCUCUGAAGGUCUUAUCUGGCAGGAUCUUAUCAUUUCAAUGGUUCCCACAGGCUCAUGUGUUGAUCCCCAGUUAGUAGUACUGUAUUGGGAGGCUGUAUGACCUUCAGGCGAUGGGCCUCACUGGCAGAAGGCCACUAGAAGCAGGCUUUUG